Molecule: messenger RNA, 2129 nt
Organism: Ictalurus furcatus (blue catfish)
Lineage: Eukaryota; Metazoa; Chordata; Actinopteri; Siluriformes; Ictaluridae
Gene: polr1f
Product: RNA polymerase I subunit F
Exons: 5
Coding region: 347-1435 (362 amino acids)
Biological process (GO): DNA-templated transcription initiation; DNA-templated transcription
Cellular component (GO): RNA polymerase I complex
Source: RefSeq, a predicted model, not a curated record
AGCACCUGAAGCGGUGGAAGGGAAUGAGGGAGUAGAUGAUAUAACCAGAAAGACUUUAAAAUAAUAAUAAUAAUAAUAAUAAUAAUAAUAAUAAUAAUAAUUAAAUCAGAAAUAGACAUAAGUAUACCAUUAUACCAAGUAAAUUCGAAAUAAAAGGAAUAUGGCAGGAAAUGUAGGAUAAGGAAAGAAAAGGAAGGCAUUUGUACAGAGGGAAGCAGGUCUUAAGAGAUUGAUUUGUGUAGGUGGCGGAAAAUGCACAAUAGGUUUGUUUGCCAACCGCCGCAAAACCGGAAGAAGAAGAAGACGACGAAGAAACCACGUGUUUCCGUCUAAAAGUUUAGGCAACAUGGCCAACCUGGAGCAGACAGAUGAUGACCCGAAACUCGGUGUAACCUCGACGGACAAGUCCGCGGUGUUAAACUCCGCUCCGGCUCGCGACGCUUUCGCGGUCCCGUGUCUGAUCCCGAGUUUCGCGGACGCGCGUGAGCUCGUGAACGCGCCGUAUUCGUGUCUCGUGCUGCACACACACCGCAGACACGUCGCUCUGCCGCCUAUGUACCUGAACAAGAAGAAGACCGGGAUCCAGCAAGAGCUCAACGCUGACCUUUUAAAGUACUCCAACAGUUUCAAAGGUGUGCCUUUGGCUUAUGAUGGCAUCAAAAUUAUAGGACAACAUGGGGACAUUUUCGACGACCAAGGCUACAUUCACUUAAACGUCGAGGCAUCGUUUGUGAUAUUCAAGCCACAGGAAAGACAAAUGCUCAUGGGUGUGAUAAAUAAAAUCGGAGUGGGCCAUGUGGGCUGCCUGGUGCACGGCUGCUUUAAUGCCAGCGUGGUGAAGCCAGCUCAGCUCACUACUGAGCAGUGGAGAGACUCGGGGCUGAAGCUGGGAGGCAGCCUGAUAUUCAAGGUGUGUCAGCUGGACGCGGAUGUGGCUGGAGUUCUGCUGAUCAGAGGAAGACUGGAAAAAUCCCGGGUGCAGGAGCUUAUUGAUUCUUUCAGCAGCGCAGACACCGAGCAGGACGAGACAGUGGAAGUGGCCACCGAACCAGACUCGGUCACUACUGAAGACCCCUCGGAGAGCUCGGACGCAUCAAAGCUCAAGAAGAAGAAGAAGAAAAAGGACAAAGAAAGGGACAAGCAGGCUGUGAAGGAGGUGAACAACAACGACACAGACGAGGCCGUGACUCAUCAUGUUAACGGUAACAGAAUGGAGGAUGAUUCUGAUCCCAGCAGCUGUCCAAGGGAGAAAAAGAAGAAGAAGAAAAAGGACAAAAAGCAGGAAUCGGACGCUGCGUUGCCGUCCCCCAGCGCCGAUCUCCCAGGCAGUGAAUCAAGUGGAUACAUCAGUGAUAAAAGCAGUAAAAAGAGAAAAGUGCUCCUCAGAGACGAAGCUGACAUUUGUCCAGCUAAAAAGAAGAAAAGGAUGAAGUGAUGCCUGCUUUUAUACUGGGACUUUUUAAAGUGCUUGAAUGUGUUGUUAGUAAUAUAUCAUAAUGCAAUAAAGGACAGAUCACAGCACCAGGACAUACAGUAUAUUUUCUGUAUAUUUUUGUAACAAUAGGGGGCAGUAUUGAGUUUUCAGUGUUCAGUUUCAGUGUUUCUCAAGCUGAUUUUAAAUUCAAAUUCGAGUAUUAAUGAUGGCAUGAUGUAUAUGGAAGCAAAAAAAGAGAGAGAGAGAGAGAACUGUUUGAGUUUUAAAAGCUUUUGAAUUUGUAGCAUUUUAAAAUAUUUUGAAAACCACAAUUUAAUUUAUUUGUUGAAAUUCUUGAAAUUCAGAGUAGUUUUUCCCCACAUUUUAAAAUUUAUGUUUUAAAUAAAAAAUGAAGCAUCAGUUUUCAAAUAUUCAAAAUGGUAUUCAGACUGCUCAUGCUAGUAUUUAAAUUCAUCCAGUCCCAUUCAGUUUGCAGAAUUCAUUCGAACAAAUAUAAAGAAAAUGCAAUCGAACGUGGAAUAAGAGACUGUAUACUGAUUAUCUAGGGGUGAUGCCCCAAUAGCAAGGCUGAUACCAAGCAUUCUUGUCAAGUAACUCACAAGGACACGACUGGAGGACGUACCUAUAAACAUUUAAGAUGGAUUGUGUACUUCCUAAUACAUCAACCCUGUCUGAGUUCCCCACAUAGUCACAC